Entrophospora candida is the source of this 655-nucleotide messenger RNA. The record is from the annotation of a GenBank genome assembly. NCBI's taxonomy places the organism in Eukaryota, Fungi, Glomeromycota, Glomeromycetes, Entrophosporales, Entrophosporaceae.
AUGUCCUCACUUCCUAACCAAAUUCAAUCUCUUGAAACAGAUAAAAUUAUUCAAAUAAAUAUGGAAAGCUCAAGUUCUCCUGAAAAUAAUAAUCCAUAUCAAGAAUUAAUUACACCUACUCCUAAUAUUUCAACACAAUUUCCCUCUAAUGCAUACCAUGAUUUUAUGAAUAUUAUUGUCAAAUACAAUUUAUCAAAUGCUGCUGGAGAUUCAAUUCUUAAAUUUAUCCAAAAUUAUGGACAUUGUACUGAUGUUCUUCCUAAAUCUACAAGGAUGGGAUGUAAUUUUAUUGAUAAUUUGGAUGUUAAAAACCUAUCAUUUAAAGAAGUUGUGUUUGAAUAUGCAAACGAAAAAUACAUAAUGCACCAUCGUUGUAUUCUUGAAGGUAUUCAAGAGUUAUUAAAAAAACCAGAAAUUAUUGAAAAUUUUCAUGUUGAUUUUGAGCUAAUAAAGAAUGAAAAAAAUGAAAGAUGUUAUUCAGAACUCUAUAAUAGUAUAUGGUGGGAAAGAACUGUGUGUAACUUACCUUUAGGUGCAAAAAUCCUUGCGCUUAUUAUAUAUUCUGAUGCUACAAAUUGUGAUAAUUUAGUAAGAAAAACUGAACAUCUGUUUAGUAUUACUUUGGGUAAUUUACCAGCAUGGAGGAGACAAAAAA